Messenger RNA from Hyphopichia burtonii NRRL Y-1933, 1098 nucleotides. It is a transcript of the gene HPD1, whose product is annotated as Hpd1p. The transcript has a single exon. Lineage: Eukaryota; Fungi; Ascomycota; Pichiomycetes; Serinales; Debaryomycetaceae. Bases 1 to 1098 code for a protein of 365 amino acids. The record is from RefSeq and is a predicted model, not a curated record. Gene Ontology annotation, biological process: L-valine catabolic process. Gene Ontology annotation, cellular component: mitochondrion. Gene Ontology annotation, molecular function: NAD binding; NADP binding; 3-hydroxyisobutyrate dehydrogenase activity.
AUGUUAUUCAGCAAUAUUAGAGGCAUAUCCAAGACCGGUUGUAAGUAUUUCUCAACAAGUUCAGUAAGUAAUACUAAUUAUGGGUUUAUUGGGUUAGGCCAAAUGGGUCAGCAUAUGGCAAGACAUAUAUAUAAUAAGUUACAACCGGAUGAUAAGCUUUAUGUUUAUGAUACGGUUGCAGAAUCAACUUCUAAUUUUGUUGACGAAGUCACCAAAAUCACUCCUGCCAAUAAGGACUUGUUGGUUCCACUUCAUUCAAUUGGGGAAUUUGUUACUAAUGUUGAUUCGCAAUUAGAAUAUAUUGUUACGAUGGUACCUGAAGGUAAGCAUGUUAAAUCAGUUAUUGAAGAGUUAGUCAGUAAUUAUAAAAAUCAUUCUGAUUUGACUAGUACCAACACUACUUUUUUGGAUAGUUCCACCAUUGAUAUUCCAACUUCUGUUGAAGUUCAUAAGUAUGUGAAGGAACAGAUUAAUCAUUUUGAUUUCAUCGAUACUCCCGUUUCUGGUGGGGUUGCUGGUGCCCGUAAAGGUACUUUGUCAUUUAUGUUAUCGAGACAAUCUCAUGAUGAUAUUGAUUCUUCCUUAUUAUCAUUAUUACAAAAAAUGGGUACUAAUAUCUUCCCUUGUGGCCUGGAUCAUGGAACUGGGUUAGCAGCUAAACUCUCAAAUAAUUAUCUUUUGGCAGUCACUAAUUUAGCGGUUGCCGAUUCAUUCCAAUUGGCUAAAUCUUUUAAUCUUAAUUUAGCUAAUUAUGCCAAAUUGGUUAGCGUAUCUACUGGUAAAUCUUGGGCCUCCGUUGAUAAUUGUCCAAUACCUUCGCUGUAUCCACAAAAUAAUUUGCCUUGUGAUAUUGGAUACAAGGGUGGAUUUGUCACUAAAUUAACUAAAAAAGAUUUGGUUUUAGCUACCGAAAGUGCUAAAUUAAAUGAUAGAUAUUUGUUUUUAGGUGAUAUUAGUAGAAAAUGGUACGAAAGUGCUUGUGAGAGAGAAGAUAUUGCCAAUCGUGAUUUAUCAGUUUUGUAUGAAUGGUUAGGUGAUUUGGAACAACAAAACAAAAGUUUAGUCGAUAAAAAAACUCAUAAAAAUGUAAAAGUCUAA